Molecule: messenger RNA, 2638 nt
Organism: Dimorphilus gyrociliatus
Lineage: Eukaryota; Metazoa; Annelida; Polychaeta; Dinophilidae
Source: the annotation of a GenBank genome assembly
AUAUUUCGUUAAAAUGGCGAACAAAUCCAGAGCUCUUAAAAAGCUCGAGGAUGAAAUUGAAAAGUUUAGGGGAGAAGCGAAUUGGGCCAAAGUUGACGAUAUUACAAAGCAAAAUGUUGGAAAAUUUAAAGGCCUUGAGGAUUAUUUGCUUCUGGUAUCAGCGGAAUGCAAACUAGAACGUCACUUUCAUGAAUAUCCUAUUGAGAAUGACAACAAUUUUUCAAUAUCACACAACGAUACGUUCCAACACUGUAUAACAACAUUUAAAGAAAUUAUAAGAAAAACCGAAAUAAAAGAAUAUAAGCUUGAAGCAAACCUCUUGAAAGUUAAAAUAUAUUUUGCAUGCAAAGAUUUUUCGAUCUGUUUAGAAAAUUACGAAAAGUUGAAGUUGGAAUCAUUGAAUACUAACCUAAUUCCGAUAAGACGAUUGAAAUUAAUAGCCGAAGCUUUUUCAAUUAAAGGUUUAUGCUUGGAAAAUAGCAAUAGCUCAAAUCGUCUUUCAAAAUUUAAGGGUGUAAAUAAUCAGGAUGCUAUAAUUAGCUGUUUUGAGAGAGCAGGAGAUUUGGCUCUUUUGCUAAUACAAUCACUCAGAAAUAAAACUAUGUCAACUUUAUCUACUUGGAAUGCGUCGCUUCAACCAGAAGUUAUUGAUUUACCUGGUAUAGGUUCUAUUAUAGAAAAAUCCAUGCAAAAGUCACCUUUAGCCUAUAUAGUUAAAGGGGAUUUACAGAAAGGUAUUUCUAGGUCAAGAGAGGUGUUACAGUGUGUUGAGACAGCUUCAAUCCCUCAUUUGAGACAAACUUUAGCCCGUCAGCUAGCUGAAUUAUUAUUGAGAGGAGUUUGCGAGAGCACUUAUAUACCUUUGAACAAAAAUGAAGUACUAUCAACACAUAGGACCCCUCCAAGUGCACCCUCUUCUCCAAAACCCAAAAAAUAUGACGGCGGAAGUCUAUACGUUCCAGAAGAUUUACUCAGUGAGAUUUUAUUACUUUUACUUAUUGCCGAUACAAUGGUAACGAGAGAAGCUCUGGUAACAAGACGUCCAGAAUUUCGUGAAGAGAGAAUUAGACGUUUUGAAAAUGCCACGGCAGUUUACGAUCUUAUUACUAUUGCUUUAACGAAACAUGGACAAUUUAAUAUUAUUUUUCAAACAUUUGAAAGAGCAAUGAAAUUUGCUUUUGACGAAAUUCACAUUUGGAGGCAAUUUGCUUUAUCACUCUAUGCAGCUCGACAAUAUGAUAGGUCUUUGUUAGCAUUCCGAAGGUGCCACAAAAUAAAACCAAAUGACUAUGUAGUAUGCCUUCAGGCAGCUCAAAUAUGCUUUGAUCACGUUCGAGACAUUAAAGAGGGAAUAGAAUGGACAAAAACAGCUAUCAAACUUACUGAAAAUACUAAUAAAUGUAUUAAAUCGAGGGCUUUAUUGGCUUUAGGUGUGGGAUAUACUCUUAUGGUUGAUGAGACCAAAAUUCAUUCAGAGAAGGCUGAAUAUAGAAAAAAAGCAAGCGCUUGCUUUGACAAAGCUCAUUCCCUCGAUCCGGAAAACUAUUUACCUCUGUACCAUAUAGCUUUACAACAAGCUUUGAAUAGAUCGGUUAAUGAUGCUUUGAGAACAAUAACGUUGGCUUUGAAAAAGAAACCGGAUCACGUACAUUCUCUACAUCUCUUGGCUUUGUUGCUAUCAUCUCAACAAAAAUUUAACGAAGCAUUAAAUGUUAUUGUCGCAGCUGUUGUGGAUUAUCCUGAUAAUUUUAGCUUGCUGUUCACAAAAUCUCGCUUGCAAGUUGUUGCAGUUGGUUUUGAUGAAGCUUUAUCGACAUGUCUUUCCAUGCUGAAAUUAUGGAAGAAAAUGUUUGAAAAAGGUUUAGAUGGUCAAGAAAGGGGAACAGGACUCUUGAAUAAAUGCACAGCGGAUCAUAGAUCUUUGAUUCAUACACAACUGAAUGAGUUAUCCGAUAGGGAAUCGGUGAAACACGAUUUAACUCAACGAAGAUUUUCUGAUCCUGGAAUUCUUUGUGAAUCUGAUACAGAUCGUAUAUAUUUACAAGUGCCAGAACAAUUCAAAGCGGGAUCAGUUAGAAACGAAUCCAUUUGUGCAUCGAAAAUUGAGGCUCAGUUGUCUGAUUUGGCGUCUUCUGUUGGCUCUAAAAUUGAACAAAAGCCUGGCCCAAGUGAGCCUUGGGUUAUACAAUCUCAAAUAUGGCUUCACUUAGCCGAAUUAUAUCUCGAAGAAGGACGGUUGGAAGACGCCGAACGUUGCGUUACAGAAGCCGGUGUAAUAAAUCCUUUAUCUUACUUAGUGGCCUAUUUGAAAGGAAGAUUGGCUGAAAUGAGAUAUAAAUUUCGCGAGGCGAAGGAAUGUUAUGAAAAUGCACUAAGCAUAAAUAGUUGCCAUGUGAAGACUUAUCAGCAUAUGGGUAUCAUCUAUCAAGCCCUUGGUCAACUUAGAAUGAGUGAAAAGAUGCUUAGAGAUGCCAUAAACGUUGAUCCUACAUGUCCUGAAGCUUGGAGUCUUUUGGGCCAAGUCGUCCAUGAUCUUGGCGACCCAAAUGAUGCCGUGGAUUGUUUCUCAACCGCAGCUGAGUUAGAACUUACUAAACCUGUAUUGCCGUUUAGUAUUUUACCUAAACAUUUCCUGUGA